AUGAUUUUCAGAGACACUCUCGACAUCAUUUUCCUCAGCUUUGUGGCUGUUGGAACCUUCUUGGCUCUCAUUAAUGUCCUUCUGUCUAUAAUAAAGCCAAGGGCGAUAGGCAGCCAUGGUCGCAGAACAAAGAGAUGGCUCAGAAUAUCUGCUGUACUCUUUUUCAUAUACAUGGCCAUACACUUGAGCAGCACCGUCCUUAGUAACAUGGUAUGGGGGGAUAGUGAAUAUAGGGACCCCGUCUAUGAGCUUCAGGUGCUAGCGACUACCAUUGGUAGUCUCAGUUUCAGCGCCAUCGUACACGCCCAACUGAAACUCACGUUCGAUUUAUACGAUAAGGAUACCUCUGACAACCGCAAUAAAUCUUUCGGCUUGUUCAUGAGUCCGCAAAUUCUCAACUUGAUGUACUUUGUGACGUCUCACAUUCGCCUAUAUGCCGAGAACCUUCCCCCUCGCGGCUUCCAGACAGUCUCAAAUGUCUCGUCAAUUACAUUCAUGCUGGUGCCAUUUUUUAUUUGGGUGGCCUCCGUCAUUUCAUUAAUUUUUACUCUGGUUUAUGCGGCGCGCACACAGGUGCCUGUUCCCAGGACUGCUUUUGGAUGUCUUCUUGCAUCAAGCGUACUCUCGGUCAUCCGACACACAUGGUCGGCAAUUCUCAACAUCCUUUAUUUCGUGGCCUCACGGACAAACGGCAGGGUUUCUUUUAUGUUUCCAGAUUACUUCAGCAACAUCAGUAUCGUGAUUACUGUUUGGUUUGCAACUUUGUGUGUAUUUCUGUUGAUAACUGGCGCUUCGAAGGGACUGCGAGGCCGUGAACCCUGGCGUGACGAAUACCCGUAUGGUCCUGCCGUGUCUGGUUAUCCUCCUUUGGAGCCGGCCCCCGUACAUAUGACGAACUAUGGUAGAGCAUACUAG
This is a messenger RNA of Clonostachys byssicola, 915 nucleotides long. NCBI's taxonomy places the organism in Eukaryota, Fungi, Ascomycota, Sordariomycetes, Hypocreales, Bionectriaceae. The record is from the annotation of a GenBank genome assembly.